Alternaria arborescens is the source of this 972-nucleotide messenger RNA. RefSeq lists its product as hypothetical. NCBI's taxonomy places the organism in Eukaryota, Fungi, Ascomycota, Dothideomycetes, Pleosporales, Pleosporaceae. The record is from RefSeq and is a predicted model, not a curated record. The transcript has 2 exons. Bases 1 to 972 code for a protein of 323 amino acids.
AUGACUGUGCGCACCGCAGAAGGGCUCACGCCCGAACAACUAACCUUUUUCAACGAGAAUGGUUAUCUACUGAUACCUGAUGCGCUGUCGCAAGACACGGUCAAGCAGUUGCUGGAAGACACAAACAAUAUGCUAAACGACUUUUCACUCGAUGACCAUCCCAUGACCAAGUUCUCGACUGGCGGCGACGACGGCGCGGACCACGUUGGAGACAGCUACUUCCUGGAGUCCGGUGACAAGGUACGGUUCUUCUUCGAAGAGGAUGCCUUCGACAAGUCUGGCUCACUGACCAAACCUAAACACCGCGCCAUUAACAAGAUCGGCCACUCCCUCCACGAGCUCUCGCCUUCGUUCCGCAGCAUGUCCCUUUCCGCCCGCAAUGCCGCCAUUGCGUCCUCGCUCGGGUUCCGCGAUCCCCGUGUUUUGCAAUCUAUGGUUAUCUGCAAGCAGCCUGAGAUAGGCGGUGCAGUGCCGCCACACCAAGAUAGUACCUUUUUGUAUACGGACCCGCCGAGCGCAGUUGGCUGGUGGUAUGCACUCGAGGAUGCGACACAGGAGAACGGGUGCCUAAGCUUCGCUGCUGGGAGUCAUAAACGUGCUGCUAUUGACAAGAGAUUCGUCAGGAUGGGCAAUGGUACUGGCUUCAUUGACAAUGAGGGUGCCAAGUUUCCAAAGAGUAUAAAUCACCAGACAAACGCCGAGAAGGAGUACGAGAUGGUCGAGAAGGAGGAGAGGUACGACAUGGGUGAGGUCAAGGCUGGCACUCUUGUCCUUAUCCAUGGCAACAUCCUGCACAAGAGCGAGAAGAACACCAGCAACAAAAGCCGGAAUAUUUACACGUUCCAUGUGAUUGAGGGCGAGGAGAGGUAUGACGAGAGGAAUUGGCUGCAACCGCCUGAGCAAGGAUUCUCAAGGCUAUUUCAGGAAAAGGCCGCGACGGACGCAGAAAACAGACUUGCGAAGGACUGGUAG